UACAGGUGCAACACUAGCUCCCAAUACAACUAGCUAACUUAAUUAGUUGUUAAUUAGAGUUUGCCCAUGCUGCUUUAAUAUUCGCGCUCGAUCGAACGAGUUGUAGCAGCCAUGUCGUGGAAGGCCUUCACCAAGUCCCUCCUCUUCCACUCCAACAAGAUCGUCAGGCGGCUCAAAUCCUUCGUCCUCCAUGCGCAUCCUCCUCCGCCGCCGCCGCACGUCGUCAGGCGGCCGCCGUCGUCGGACGAGCUGCCGGCGGCGGCGGACGUGACGGUGUGCAAGGUGGAGGGCGGCCUGCUGAUGUCGCCGUCGACCUUCCCGUACUUCAUGCUCGUCGCGCUGGAGGCCGGGGGGCUCUUCCGCGGCCUCCUCCUGCUGCUGCUCUACCCCGUGCUGCUCCUGCUCGGCCAUGACCGGGCCACCAAGCUCAUGGUCAUGGUCAGCUUCGCCGGAGUCAGGAAGGAGAAGGACGGGUCGCCGUCCUUCCGGGUGGGCAGGGCGGUGAUGCCCAAGCUGUUCCUGGAGGACGUCAGCGCCGAGGUGUUCGAUGCGGCGGCGCGGCGGCGGCGGCUGGUGUGCGUGAGCUCCAUGCCGAGGGAGAUGGUGGAGCCGUUCUUGAAGGAGUACCUCGCCGUCGACGCCGUCGUGGCGCCGGAGCUGAGGGCGUUCAGGGGGUAUUACCUUGGCCUCGCGGAGUCCGACGGCGAGGUCAUGCAGAGGCUGGACAUGGAGGAGGUGAUCGGGAUGAAGGAGCGCGGCGGCGCCGGCGACGGUGACGGUGAUGGACAGGUCACCGUCGUCGGCAUCGCCGGACUCGGGAACUCGUUCCAUCAGCUCUUCCAAAACUAUUGCAAGGAGGUGUACGUGGCGUCGGAGUGGGCGCGGCGGCGAUGGCGUCCCCUCCAUCCCCGGCGAUACGCGAAGCCCCUCAUCUUCCACGACGGCCGCGUCGCGUUCCGGCCGACGACGUCGGCGACGCUGGCCAUGUUCGUGUGGCUGCCGCUGGCCGUGCCCCUCGCCCUCCUCCGCGUCGCCCUCAUCGUCGUCGUCCUCCCCUUCUCCCUCGCCGCCCCGAUCGCCGCCGCCCUCGGCAUCCACUGCCGCUGCAUCGCCGCCUCCACGCUGCGGGCCGCCGCGGUCUUGGACCUCUUCGUCUGCAACCACCGCUCCCUCCUCGACCCGCUCUAUGUCUCCGCCGUCGCCGGCCGCGCCGACCUCGCCGCCGCCACCUACAGCAUCAGCCGCCUCUCCGAGAUCCUCGCCCCGAUCCGCACCUUCCGCCUCACCCGCGACCGCGCCGCCGACCGCGCCGCCAUGCAGGCCCACCUCUCCCGCUCCCGGCGCGGCGGCGGCGGCGGCGGCCUGGUGGUGUGCCCGGAGGGGACCACCUGCCGCGAGCCGUUCCUGCUGCGCUUCAGCCCGCUCUUCACGGAGCUCGGCGCCGACGUGCAGCCCGUGGCGCUGCACUCGGAGGUGGCCAUGUUCCAUGGCACCACGGCCGGGGGGUGGAAGAUGCUCGACCCCUUCUUCCUCCUCAUGAACCCCUCGCCGGCCUACGUCGUGCACUUCCUCGACCCCGUCGCCGGCGGCGGCGGCGGCCCGGAGGUGGCCAACGAGGUGCAGCGCCGGAUCGCGGAGACGCUGGGGUACACCUGCACGGCGCUCACGCGGAGGGACAAGUACCUCGUGCUCGCCGGCAACGAUGGCGUCGUCGCCAACAACAACAAGAGCAAUUAAUUUACUAAUCAACUACUCUACUGUCUACUACUGUUGUGUACUCCACUACGUGGCUUGUAAUUAGCAUCCUUAAUCCCGCAGUUAAUUAAGGGGAAGUGUAAGACACACUGGUUGUACUCAUCCAAAUGCUCAUAUCAAGUUAUAAUGAACUGCGAAAUUCGAUUGCUGCUUCA
Messenger RNA from Oryza sativa Japonica Group (Japanese rice), 1910 nucleotides. RefSeq names its product probable glycerol-3-phosphate acyltransferase 3. Gene Ontology annotation, biological process: cutin biosynthetic process. The record is from RefSeq and is a predicted model, not a curated record. Gene Ontology annotation, molecular function: glycerol-3-phosphate 2-O-acyltransferase activity; phosphatase activity. Lineage: Eukaryota; Viridiplantae; Streptophyta; Magnoliopsida; Poales; Poaceae. Gene Ontology annotation, cellular component: membrane.